AUGGGGGAUAUGGCAAUAGAUUCUGAAGAGGAAUGCGAAGAAGAAGAAAUACUGCUUUCUUCGUUGCUUAUGCGACGACGUCGUAGGCGUUUACGAGCUUUGAUCUCAUCCGCCGACACAUGGUCAAGGCAAUGCAUAAUGCGGAGAGAAACACUAGAGGCGCAUUCAAAUCUUAUUCGCGAGUUAAACGCUGAAAAAAACCAACAACAAGAAAAGCAUUCAAUGGAAUUUUGGCAACAAAAAAGGCAGUAUUUCUUCUUUUGCGAGUUCCUCUUGGGAAUCUAUAACCAUAUCGGCCAGUUU
Paramuricea clavata is the source of this 303-nucleotide messenger RNA. The record is from the annotation of a GenBank genome assembly. Lineage: Eukaryota; Metazoa; Cnidaria; Anthozoa; Malacalcyonacea; Plexauridae.